AUGGCGGCCAAUAUGGAAUUUCAGGAUUUAAUAGCUCCCAGUCCAAGAAAAAUCACUGUCAAUCCCUCUCUUACAACUCUAGUCGAUCAGAAAGUGGAUAUUACUGUGAGUAAUCUAUGUCCUGACGAAGUUGUCACUCUGCGAGCUCGAACUGUUGACGAUAAUAAUUUGGUGUUCGAAUCAACGGCAAAAUACAAGGCGAAUCAGAAUGGAGAAGUGUUUGUUUCUUCCCAACCUUCGCUUUAAUAGUGGAUCGUACACUGGUAUUGAACCAAUGGGUUUAUUUUGGAGUAUGAAGCCUGUUAUUGAUGCAGAUAAACACGACUUUCUGACAAAACGAGAUGUGACAAUUCCAUUCAAAAUAACCAUGAAUGUUUUUGAUGAAUUUGGAGACAGGGGGAUGAUUGUACCAGCAACAACUGUGACAAUGGAGAGAUGCUUUCUUGGUACCAGUGUGACUCGGUGUAUUGUGGAGGGAAAUGGAUUGUAUGGCACAUUAUUUUUACCACAUGGAAAAGGACCAUUCCCAG
Molecule: messenger RNA, 530 nt
Organism: Paramuricea clavata
Lineage: Eukaryota; Metazoa; Cnidaria; Anthozoa; Malacalcyonacea; Plexauridae
Source: the annotation of a GenBank genome assembly